GAAGCUUCCCUAAUGGACGCGAACAAUACAUUCGAUUCUGAUCUGAUUCACGCCAUUUUCAAGCACAUUUGGGCCCGAAGAUUUCGCGAAAGGGAGAGGAGUGAUGCCAUUGAUGCUGCGGAAGCUGAGGUUGCCCUGGGAACAUCCAAGAAGAAUAGACUUGCUUCUGCCAACGCAAAUGCCCUGAAACUCAGCUGUGAACUUCUCAAGCGUUUUGUUUCAGAGGCUGUGCAGCGUGCUGCUAUAAUUGCUGAAGCCGAGGGAAUGGACAAGAUUGAAGCUACUCAUUUAGAGAGGAUCCUCCCACAGCUUCUUUUAGACUUUUAA
Thlaspi arvense is the source of this 327-nucleotide messenger RNA. NCBI's taxonomy places the organism in Eukaryota, Viridiplantae, Streptophyta, Magnoliopsida, Brassicales, Brassicaceae. The record is from the annotation of a GenBank genome assembly.